Molecule: messenger RNA, 2604 nt
Organism: Microthlaspi erraticum
Lineage: Eukaryota; Viridiplantae; Streptophyta; Magnoliopsida; Brassicales; Brassicaceae
Source: the annotation of a GenBank genome assembly
AUGGUGUCGAGAUCUUGUGCAAAUUUUCUCGACUUAGCAUCUUGGGACUUGCUGGAUUUUCCUCAGACUCAGAGAGCUCUUCCACGUGUCAUGACUGUCCCUGGUAUCGUCUCUGAGCUGGAAGGAGGCUCUGUUGAUGGAUCCAUCUCCGAUGUUAACUCCUCCACCGGGUCCCACGAGCGGAAGAUUAUAGUGGCGAACAUGUUGCCUCUGCAAGCUAAGAGAGAUACAGAGACAGGGCAGUGGUGCUUUACCUGGGACGAAGACUCUCUCCUCCUGCAGCUCAGAGACGGGUUUUCUUCAGAUACAGAGUUCCUUUACAUAGGAUCGCUGAAUGCUGACGUUAGCGCGAGUGAGCAAGAAGCGGUUUCUCAGAAGCUUCUGAUUGAUUUCAACUGCGUCCCCACGUUUUUGCCUCCAGAGAUGCAAGAAAAGUUUUAUCUUGGUUUCUGUAAACACCAUUUGUGGCCGCUCUUCCACUACAUGCUUCCCAUGUUCCCUGACCAUGGAGACCGUUUUGACCGGCGUCUCUGGCAAGCGUAUGUCUCUGCGAACAAGAUCUUCUCGGAUAGGGUGAUGGAAGUCAUAAACCCUGAGGAGGAUUACGUUUGGAUUCAGGAUUAUCAUCUGAUGGUUCUUCCCACGUUCUUGAGGAAGCGGUUUAACCGGAUCAAGCUCGGUUUUUUCCUUCACAGUCCGUUUCCUUCGUCGGAAAUCUACCGGACUUUGCCGGUCCGGGAUGAUCUUCUGAGAGGGUUGUUGAACUGUGACCUCCUCGGCUUCCACACGUUUGACUACGCGCGCCAUUUCUUGUCAUGCUGCAGUAGAAUGCUUGGCCUUGAUUACGAGUCUAAGCGCGGGCAUAUUGGUCUUGAUUACUUUGGUCGAACUGUGUAUAUCAAGAUUCUUCCUGUUGGUAUCCAUUUAGGUAGGCUGGAGUCCGUUUUGAAUCUCCCUUCCACUGCAGCGAAGAUGAAAGAGAUUCAAGAACAGUUUAAAGGGAAGAAGCUGAUUCUUGGUGUCGAUGACAUGGACAUCUUUAAAGGCAUAAGCCUCAAGCUUAUAGCCAUGGAACGUCUCUUUGAGACGUAUUGGCACAUGCGAGGGAAAGUUGUCCUGAUUCAGAUAGUAAAUCCAGCACGGGCCUCGGGGAAGGAUGUGGAAGAGGCAAAGAGAGAGACGUAUGAAACUGCGAAGAGGAUCAAUGAGCGGUACGGUUCUGCUGGAUAUCAGCCGGUUAUCUUGAUUGAUCGUCUUGUUCCUCGUUAUGAGAAGACUGCGUACUAUGCUAUGGCAGACUGCUGCUUGGUGAAUGCAGUGAGAGACGGCAUGAACUUGGUUCCGUAUAAAUAUAUCAUUUGCAGGCAAGGGACUCCAGGUAUGGAUAAGGCCAUGGGGAUUAGCUAUGAUUCGCCACGCACAAGCAUGCUUGUGGUCUCUGAGUUCAUCGGAUGCUCGCCUUCUUUGAGUGGCGCCAUCAGAGUGAACCCGUGGGAUGUUGAUGCUGUUGCGGAAGCGGUUAACUUGGCUCUGAAGAUGGGUGAGACUGAGAAGCGGUUGAGGCAUGAGAAACACUAUCACUAUGUUAGCACUCAUGGUGUUGGUUAUUGGGCAAAGAGCUUCAUGCAAGAUCUGGAGAGAGCAUGUCAAGAUCAUUAUAACAAACGUUGUUGGGGUAUUGGUUUUGGGUUGAGUUUCAGAGUUCUGUCACUGUCUCCGAGCUUUAGGAAGCUAUCUAUCGAUCACAUUGUCUCGACGUACAGAAAUACAGAGAGAAGGGCGAUAUUUCUGGACUAUGACGGCACUCUCGUUCCUGAGAGCUCCAUCAUCAAAACCCCUACUCCCGAAGUCCUCUCUGUUCUGAAAUCUCUGUGUGAUGAUCCUAAAAACACCGUGUUUAUCGUCAGUGGGAGAGGCUGGGAGUCUCUGAGCGACUGGCUAUCUCCGUGUGAGAAUCUUGGAAUAGCGGCUGAGCACGGCUACUUCAUAAGGGAGAGUAGCAAGAAAGAGUGGGAGACUUGUUACUCGUCAGCUGAUGCAGAGUGGAAGACAAUGGUGGAACCGGUGAUGAGAUCGUACAUGGAGGCGACCGAUGGUUCCACUAUAGAGUUCAAAGAGAGUGCUUUGGUUUGGCAUCACCAAGACGCGGAUCCAGACUUCGGAUCCUGCCAAGCGAAGGAGCUUCUGGAUCAUCUAGAGAGCGUUCUUGCGAAUGAGCCUGUUGUCGUCAAGAGAGGUCAACACAUCGUAGAGGUCAAACCACAGGGAGUAAGCAAAGGACUAGCGGUGGAGAAAGUGAUACACAGAAUGGUGGAGAAUGGGAACCCACCGGACAUGGUGAUGUGUAUAGGAGAUGACAGAUCAGACGAGGACAUGUUUGAGAGCAUAUUGAGCACAAUGACAAACCCUGACCUCCCAAUGCCACCGGAGAUCUUUGCAUGCACGGUGGGAAGAAAACCGAGCAAAGCCAAGUACUUUUUAGAUGAUGUCUCCGAUGUGUUGAAGCUUCUAGGGGGAUUAGCUGCUGCAUCGAGCAGCUCGAAGCCUGAGUAUCAACAAGAAAGCUCCUCGCACUCACACGUGGCGUUUGAAAGCAUCAUCUGA